GUUUCCACUUCAUCACAGAUGUUACAUUUCCACAAACCACUGAGCCAGCGAUGCGGUGAUGAGUUACAGACGGAACGUCAUAUUUGACAUUGUCUUUCUUUCAUCAGAAAAGUUCCUAGUGAAAUCAAAAUGCUCAAAAUUCACAGUUAUAAAAAUAUACAAAUAUAAACCGAAAAUAGGAAAAACUGCCAAAGAAGUAACUCCAGAAGAUAGAAUAAGACUUAUGAUGCAAAUUUAUUCACUAUGGAGCGAUCUAAAUCGUUCGUUUUGGACAAGGGUACACAAGUGUAUCCGAGAGACCUCAUAAAGGACGAUAGAGAAAUAUGCUGCGCUAAUGCCACCUGCAGUAUGCGCAUCCCAUAUGGUACUAAUCUCCCCGGCCUAUCAGAAUCUGAAUUACCUUUCUCUCCUCCAAAACUUUUCACCUCAGAUGAUAUGACGAUGAGUGAAAGCCUUCGAGAUGAUACAUACGGGUAUGAUGAAAAUGCCAAAGCGUCUAUUAAAAAUGUAAUACCUUUGCAGAAUGAUGGCUUCGAAAGCAAAAAGUUGAAUAUUUUAGAAACUCAAAUUGCUGAGACCAACAUCGAGAGUGAUAAUAUACAUAUAAAAGAUACUGCGGAAAAUAUCCCAAAUCCAAAAAAUGCAGUUUUACUUAAAACGUCAGACAAAUAUGAAGAAGACGGUUUAAGAAACCGAGAAGAAAUACAGGUCAAAAUCGUUUCUCCGCUUGAAAGGACAGCUCCCGAUGCCAAAAAAUAUGAUUCGGAAACAACUACAAAUGAAGAGAGUAUUGCUGAAGCAAUGCGUUCAUUUGGGUCGGAAGAUGAAAUAUUAGCUGGAGUAGAAAACAUUUCAAUGAAUGAUGAGAAGAUUGUGAAAAAAGAAAUAUCUUCACUAACAAGUGAGUCAUUCACAUCGAGUCUAGGAGGAGUUUCCACAAGUAUAGGUUGCAGCAAUAUUAUAGUUGAAGGGACAGUAAAUGAUGUGUUCAUUAGGAAAAAUCCCAUUUGGAAGUACGACGGUAUAGAUAAACGUAAUGAUUUCAGAACAGUGAGGGUUUCAACUGAGAAAGUUGUUCCAAAUACUUUCGAUGCAAGCGAAAGUGAUUCUUUCUCACCUGAGCCACCCGGUACAUCUUUUUGGACCCAUAAGCUCAGCGAUUUUUCCAAUAGAUUGAGUGAUGCCAUGCCCAUCAAAAAGAGGCAAUCUGUAAACGACGAAUGCCUUUCGGGGAGCUACAGAAGAGUAUCCGAAAUGUCAGACAUUCUUUCAGUGGAUACAAUGGUUUUUCCAGGAGACUUUACGCCACCUCCUUUGAUAACUCGGAAUAGAAUCAUAACAUUCAUGAUAGAAAGAAAACAUUAUAUUUAUGAGGAAAUGAAGAUCUUCAAGAAUCAUCUCAAAGAAGAAUCUCUGUUCGUGUCAUCCCUCUUCGUUUUUCUCAUGUAUUAUAUAUUCUACUUCAUUUGUUAUUGUGGUAUAAUCGAGAAGUGUUCUUGUUCAGAAUGUAGCAUGUACUAGAAUUCAUCAUAUCGAGUUAUUUCAUUCAAUAUAAUAUCUUCUUAGAGUUUAAGACGUUUGGUCAAAACAUUCAACUAAUAGUUCGUAUUUACCACAUAGUUAUUUUGGUAGCUAGUUAUUCUCAAACACUCAUAGAAUCUUUUUG
Molecule: messenger RNA, 1666 nt
Organism: Coccinella septempunctata (seven-spotted ladybird)
Lineage: Eukaryota; Metazoa; Arthropoda; Insecta; Coleoptera; Coccinellidae
Exons: 2
Coding region: 244-1521 (425 amino acids)
Source: RefSeq, a predicted model, not a curated record